This is a messenger RNA of Naegleria lovaniensis, 1761 nucleotides long. RefSeq lists its product as uncharacterized. The record is from RefSeq and is a predicted model, not a curated record. Lineage: Eukaryota; Heterolobosea; Eutetramitea; Acrasida; Naegleriidae. The transcript has a single exon. The coding region runs from base 1 to 1761 and encodes 586 amino acids.
AUGAGCGCUAAUCACGAACGUCCGUUUUUGAAGUACUCGCCGUUCUUCAGGCUCCGAUACGUCCAACAUUCAAUUGUUUCGAUCACACUAUUGUUACUGGUCAUAACACUGAUAACCACCACAUUGCCUAUUGGAACGACACUCGGACUUGAUACAACCAUCACCACCACAGACCAUAAUGACCAGUUACCACUAUUUCCACAAUCCACUCACCACUCUUCAUCACUGAGACAAACGAAUGAAAUGAAAGAACGAAUUGCUCAAAUUCAAAGAGAAGAGCAUAUCAAAUAUUUAAUUGAAAAAUACCCAAAGAGUCAAUUAGCAAAUAGGGAUUACACAACUUUACUACCAUCAGAAAAUACACUCAACUCUUGGAUCAAUGUAUUUUCAUUAUUUAGUGAUUCUUUACAAAACUUUAAGAAACCUCUCAUUCAUCAAUUAUUAGAAAAUUAUAAUAUUCAUGAAGAGGAUUUAGAAAAUCCAGGAACAUACAAAUACAAUCCAUCCAUUCCAGUAUCAGUUCAGAACAUGCUGGAUUUAUUUUUAUAUGGAAAGAUGAAUAGUGAGAGAUUGAAUGAGCAGUUGCAACAAACUCCAUUGAAUUCACAAAUAGCUCUAAACGAAGAGUUCUCAUCAUUGGAUCAAACUCUUUUUCAACAUGAAGAGAAAUUGAGGAAUGAUUUACAUCAUCUAGGUGCCUCUGAAGAAACCAUUCAUACUCUUUUAGAUCAAGUUCAUUCUAUAAUGUCUUCACGUGCAAUUCUACUCUCCAAUUCCUCAGCUCCUGCCAAUAACUGUGAUAAGAGAUCGGUCUAUGUAGGCUAUGACUCUACCAUUUAUAUUUGUAAUGGAACCAUAGUCUCCAAACAAGUCUAUGAAAAUAUUACGUCAGACCCUACCAAUAAUAUUACAACCACUUGUUAUACCAAUACCACUGCAUCCUAUGCAUGUAUUUGUCCAUUGGAUAAGGUCGGAGUGGAUUGCAAGAGCACUCGAAAAUUUCAAUGUGUGGCCACCAUGCUUACUCCCAUUCUGAAUUGUACAAAAUCUACGAUUCAAUAUGGAGGGUUAUCGUUGGAUGGAGAUUUUCCAUGCUUGAUUGUCAAUAGUACAGAUUCAUUAGCCUUUUCAUUCCGAAUGAAAUGUCAAUUUAUAGAAAAGCCUGACUUUUUAACCACCAAUGCCAAUCUUACAGAUUCCAUGAAUGUUACUAUUAUUAGUACCAAUCAAACGACAACAAUUGGUGAAAUUAGAAAGAAUUUUCAAUACUUUUUUAAGAGUACUAGUUUGCUUAAUGAUAGUAUGAUCACGUCCGAUGAAAAGAAUCCAUCGUUUGUUCUCUAUACUCCAAUUUCUAAAAACUUUACGAUCAAAUUCUUUAAUUUCAAUCGAUUGAGCGACUCGAGAGGAAUGGUCAAGAAAAUACUCGAUCGAGGUGAAUAUUAUGUUGGAAACGAAACCAUUCAUUUUCCAUUAUUCCAACCUUCAACAUUACCUUCUGAAUUCUUUGCUGGACAGAGAUUGUAUGGUGAAGUAGGAUAUUUACCGAAUGAAGUUGAUGGAUUGCAAGCCAUGAAAUUUAUCAAAAUAUUUAUUGAUUUUGAAGAUCGAAAAGUACCAGAAUAUGUGAACUAUACAAGUCUUAUUAUUGGACUUGUUGUUCCAUUUGGAUCUAUUAUUGUGAUUUCUAUUUUGGUAACAAUUAUUGGAGUGUGUUAUUACAAAAAGAUGAAAGAAAAGAGUUUUUUGAAGGUUGAAUAA